AUGUUGGCCAGUUUUCUAUCUAAAAGGAUUACGAUACUCAUCAUUGUUAUCUUCGUUUUGUAUCUUACUCUUCGAGACCAGUUAUGGUCUUUAGAAACUCCUGUCUUUCUCCAGGAGCCCUUCUCUAGCUUCACCAUCAGUACCACUUAUACUACUUCCAAUAAACCGAACGAUCUCACAAAUCUCAAUGUCUCAAUCCAUACCACCGAUAUUACAAUAAAUCCCACGACAGAUGAAAUAAGAAUAUCAGAUAUAGUCCACAGGCUACAUGAAGCCGCACCACCAAAACUUACCGAAAGUGCCGCAUGUGUAGGCCGAACCCUUGGAAUUGAAGAAGUCACAAAUAGUACAGAGCGUCGAGAUGUCACACCAGUAUCCGACGAACAAGUUGAAGCCGCAAGACUCGCACAUGAAUCUGCGGUAGAAAUAAUACGAAAUUCGACUCACCUAAUUCCAUAUAAAUCUGGUACCAAAGGAAUCGUAACUGUAGCAGGUGGGAGAUUCACCGGCGCAUUACUCGUCUCGCUGCGCAUGCUUCGCCGAACAAAUUCUACAUUACCAGUGGAAGUCUUCAUGCCGAAUCCAGAGGACUACAAUGAACAAACCUGUGAAGUAGUGUUACCAUCACUUAAUGCGCGCUGUGUUAUGAUUCCAAAAUACGAAGGCCUCACUAUUUCCAAAUAUCAAUAUAAGAUAUUUGCAGUUCUUCUGAGUAAAUUUGAGGACGUGUUGUUUUUGGAUGCGGAUAACUUCCCAAUUGUGGACCCGGUUGAGUGGCUUGAAGCACCGGUUUUCAAACAGAAUGGCUAUGUUCUGUGGCCCGACUUCUGGUGGGCGACCACAUCUCCCCACUACUUCCAAGUCCUUGGAGUUCCCACUCCUUCUCUUCUCUCCCUCGGCACCACCGAAUCUGGUCAAGUAAUCAUGUCCAAACGUACACAUAGCGAUGUCCUCCUUCUAGUCCUCUACUACAAUAUUUUCGGUCCCUCAUUCUAUUACCCACUGUUAACGCAAUGCGAUGCCGGCGAGGGUGAUAAGGAAACCUGGUUAUAUGCCGCUAUUGCCCUCGAAAGGAACUACUAUCAAGUAAGACAGCGAAAUGGAAUCAUCGGACAUCAUACCGCCGGCGGAUUUAAAAGCUCAAGUAUGAUGCAACAUAAUCCCAGCGAUGAUUAUUCUGAAUACCUUCGAGAAGAAACGGAGCAGAAAGAGCAUCCAGUUUUCAGAAAAGAUAAGGAUGCCGAGGUUGUGUUUAUGCAUCACAAUCUUAUUAAACUAUCACCGGUUGAAAUGAUCGAUUGGAUAGCUAAAAACAAAGGAAGUAGAAUGUGGGGAAAGAAGGAAAGUACGAUGAAGACCUUCAAAGGACAUGAUCUAGAAAAGACAGUUUGGGAGGAAGUUCUCUGGGUGGGUUGUCAGUAUGGAGAAAGUUUGCUCAAUUGGACUGAGGAGGUUUGUGAGGGACUAAUGGGACACUGGGGAGGUAUUGUGGCAAGGGAGGCGGAAGAGGAAAUUCGAAAGAUGUUUGGAGUCAAUAAACAGGCGGCGACAAAGGAAAAAAAGGGAGAGUAA
Molecule: messenger RNA, 1572 nt
Organism: Botrytis sinoallii
Lineage: Eukaryota; Fungi; Ascomycota; Leotiomycetes; Helotiales; Sclerotiniaceae
Exons: 2
Coding region: 1-1572 (523 amino acids)
Biological process (GO): mannan biosynthetic process
Cellular component (GO): Golgi apparatus
Molecular function (GO): alpha-1,2-mannosyltransferase activity
Source: RefSeq, a predicted model, not a curated record